This is a messenger RNA of Heterobasidion irregulare TC 32-1, 4347 nucleotides long. RefSeq lists its product as uncharacterized. Gene Ontology annotation, molecular function: poly(A)-specific ribonuclease activity; protein binding; nucleic acid binding. NCBI's taxonomy places the organism in Eukaryota, Fungi, Basidiomycota, Agaricomycetes, Russulales, Bondarzewiaceae. The record is from RefSeq and is a predicted model, not a curated record. Bases 1 to 3420 code for a protein of 1139 amino acids. Gene Ontology annotation, biological process: nuclear-transcribed mRNA poly(A) tail shortening; mRNA processing. The transcript has 20 exons. Gene Ontology annotation, cellular component: P-body; PAN complex.
AUGUCAACUGCUGCAUAUCGCCCCACGGUACCUAUUACGCAUCAAAGCCAAACUUUCCCCCAGCCUAUCACUGCUCUCUGUUUUGACCCCGUCUCCGAUACACUCUGGUCAGGUACAAACACUGGCCAUGUUGUCGCCUACUACACACCACGCGGGAUGCGUGGUGUCAAUUUCCCCGUCGGCGGUAAUCUUGCAGUCAAGAAAGUGAUCGCAGAUGAGAAUUAUGUACGCGCAAGCGGGGUCGCAAGUGAGGGAAUCGGCUCGUGGAAUAAGGGAGGAGUCAACAAGUGGUAUCAUCGGCCUCCUGCCGCUACUGUGACUACGUUUUCGAACACCUCAGGCUCAUCCAACCUUCUCGCAGUGGCGACGUCGGCGCUCGAAUUACUUCUGCUUAACCCUUUGACUGGCAGUGUUGUCCGACAAAGCAUAUUUUCUUCUCCUGUGACGCAGUUGCAUUAUUCACAUUCAUUUCUUCUUUCUGGAGACGCUAAUGGAUUCGUGCGUUGCCACGAUCCACGCACUGGUCUCAGGAGAGACGGUGGCGCAGAGGCUACUGCUAAGGCACACGAGAGCGAAAUACAAGGAUUACAGUCAAGUGGAAACUGCGUUUAUACUAUCGGCUGGGGACUGAGACAAUCACGUCCGAUACCUGAUCCGCUGGUCAAAGUGUACGACAUGCGUGUAAUGCGUCCGUUGCCCCCUGUGCCCUUCCCUGCAGGCCCCGCUUUCAUCAACUCCCUUCCAAGACGAUCCUCAAGCAUUGUCGUCACGUCGAAUCAAGGCUUGGUCAAUAUUGUCGAUACGUCGAAUCCCACCAAUGCGACUGAGUUUUAUCAGCUCGAUACUCAAGUACCCAUCAGCUCUGUGGCCGUCUCUCCAACGGGUGCAUACAUGGCGUUCGGGGAUGCCGACGGGGUGAUCCACCUCAUGACGGCUGCGGAUGAUGAAGGUGUACAUCCUUUCAACGGCUUUGAGGGCCAACCAGUUGAAUGGGCUGAUACACCAGAGCCGUUACCCGACAUUCAAUGGACAGACUCAACACCACUCAACUCAAUCGGUCUACCGUACUAUGGAUCGCUGUUGCUUUCAUCUUGGACACCCCAGUUCGAAGCACCGCCUCAAUACUCAAGCGCUCCUGAAAAGAUCCCCCAGCAGGUGCUGAACACGAUGAAGAUGAAUGAUAAUAUAGCAUAUGCACCGUUGCCGAGGGAACUUAAGGGACGGAGGAAUAUGGUCGCUACGGCACCGAGGAAGGAUCAAGCUCGAUUCAGGAGCGGGAAGUUAUCUAGGCCGGAGGCCGAGCUCACGUCUUCGGCGAAUGAGGCUCGUUACGGCUUGGACGAUGUACCACCUCGUUAUGCUAAAGUGGAAAUCGCGUACUCAAAAUUCGGAGUCGAAGACUUCGACUUCGCCUUUUAUAACCGGACGGAGUUCAGCGGCCUCGAAACACACAUUCUCAAUUCGUACACGAACCCUAUUCUUCAAGUCAUGCAUUACAGUUACCCGAUCCGGUGUCUAGCCAAGUCCCACAUCACCACCAACUGCACAAGAGAGCAUUGCCUUCUAUGCGAGCUCGGUUUCGUCACACGUAUGCUUGAAGAUGCGCGAGGUACAAAUUGUCAGUCAAGUAAUUUUUGCAAGACUGUGGGUGUCUUGGCGCAUAUCGAAAACAAGAUCGAACUCGUCGAUUAUGGACGUGAUAGCAUUUAUAUGGACUAUGCUCACAUGAUCCAAGCAUUUCACCGCUUCCUCAUUGACAAGAUAGGCUCCGAGGGAAAUAUGUUUUCGUCAAACCCAUCCAUUGUGCCUUCAGCCUUACCUGCGGUCGCACCCAUCUCACAACUUCUCGGGCUGAACAGCAAAAACAUCAUCAUGUGCACAAGCUGUAAGGCAGUUCGGGAGAAGGAGCACAAUACCCAUAUCGUCGACCUGGUAUAUCCGCGUAAAGCUGUCAGCACUGAUAGCAACAGUGCCAUGGACUUUGCCUCUAUCUUAUACACGUCGCUCGUCCGGCGGAACGGUUACAAAGCCACUUGCCAGAAAUGCAAGCAAUUCGUAAACUUCGAGUCGGUGCACUCGAUCCCCACGCGAAAUCUUCCACCCAUCCUCGCGCUCAAUGCUAAUGUCCAUAGCGAAGAGAGCCUUGAAUAUUGGCUGGAUAGUAGAAAAACGACAUUCUUGAAACCACGGGUCCAAUUGAGGGGCCAGACAGAAGGCAUCGAUGAUUUCCAGAGUGCUAUUUAUGAAUUGCGGGCUAUGGUUGUGAAAGUUGUGGCAAAGGAUAAGCGAUCGCAUCUAGUUGCGGUAGUCAAAGUCCCAGAAGCGGAAGGCCUCGAAGACAGACAGAGCCCGUGGUAUGUCUUCAACGACUUCGUCGUUCACAAUAUAUCAGAAGAAGAGGCUUUGAGCUUUCCAGGCAAGUGGAAGGUGCCUACGAUACUUUACAUGGAACGAGUAGACAUGCGAGACCGGCUGGAUUUUUCGGGCUUGCCUGACCAGAUCGAUGCCUCAAUCUUGAGUCAUGAUACGUCGAUUUCUAGCAAACGUGACGAAAACUUAAUCAAGCACGAUCCUCUCCGACCAGACGAGCUUCCGCGGCCUGGAACACUUGUCGCGAUUGACGCUGAAUUCGUGUCAAUGCAACAGGAAGAGACCGAGUAUCGCUCAGAUGGAACGAAGAAGAUUCUCCGCCCUGCGCGUCUCAGUUUGGCUCGAGUCUCCGUGCUGCGUGGAGAUGGGCCGAGGCAAGGCGUCCCGUUCAUCGACGACCAUAUUCAUACCAGCGAGGUUAUUGUCGACUAUCUAACCGAGUGGUCUGGCAUCAAAUUCGGAGACCUUGACCCCAAUAUUUCACCAUAUACACUCACACCGUUGAAGGUCGUUUAUAAAAAACUUCGGCUACUCGUCGAUCGAGGAUGUGUCUUCAUCGGACAUGGCCUUUCAAAGGACUUCCGCAUUAUCAAUAUAUUCGUCCCACCGGAACAAGUUAUCGACACAGUCGAUUUGUACUUCCUCAAUUCUCGACAACGACGUCUUUCGCUCCGCUUUCUAUCUUGGUUUGUUUUGGGCGAGCAGAUCCAACAGGAUACACAUGACUCAAUCGAAGAUGCGCGCUCUGCGCUCAUGCUGUACAAGGCGUAUCAUGAAUUUGAGGAGCGAGGUGUGUUCGACGAGAAGUUGGAAGAGUUAUAUCGGGAGGGACGCAAGCACCAAUGGAAGCCCCCACCAGCUCCGGGAGCAACUGUAGAUGCACCGUCCCUCGCGCUGACUCCGGCUGCAACUCCGAACUCCAUACAAUUCAGCCCAUUCCAGAGCAAUCUUCUACCAACUCCAGGCGGCUUCCAACGUGCUGUACAACCACCAAAUUUUUUCACAAUGACCCCACCAACCCGGUAUAACGGACCAGCGCCGUGGACUUGAUGAGGGCACACGUCAUGUAGCGUAUAGUAAAGUGUAUCACUCUCGUCCCUGCAACUCAAAGCACCCUGUGUACCGAAUCUUUCUAUUAGAAUAACAUUCGAAGCCAGGUUUUCAAGACUGUUUGAACACCUGGCUGGACUGUCCGAUACACACCAGGCCGCGACGAUAAAGGCUAUCUGAUCUACCGUUAAACAUACAAUUGCUGGCCCCCAACAAGUGCCCAUACCUUCUCCGAGGCGAAAGCUACCAGAUUGAUCACACAGUAGAAAAUCAUAGGGAUGAGUCCCAUCAAAAGAUUGCCGAGUAUACCUCGUCUGGUGAUGGUAUCCCAGAGCUCGGUCUUGAUGAUUGGAACGACCUUUUCAGACCGGAAGGGGCCGCGAAGGCGGUAAAACGGGGUGAACGCUGCUCCAAAACAAUAGCAUACAAGGACAUGAGUCCCAUACUCGCUCCAGAGUUCCCAGAGUCCGGGAGCUGCUCCGAUGUCUUUCGCUAGUGUGCUCAUAUAUGUCGAGUGAUCAACCCCAUACUUGAUUCGCGCAGUCUCCUUUACGAGAAGAUGGUAAUAAGGCGGAGGUAAGGGCAUCUUCACUUGGCCUUUUAGUAAAGAGACCCAAAAAAAUGAUUGCAUCUCCGCAAUCGGUGGAAUCGCACCUACUCCCGGGCGUACAAAUCCGAUAAAUGCGACGGUCUCGUCUCCACUCUUCGCAACAUUUCGGAUAUCGGCCUCCGAAGGUGUUCCGUAGUCACCGUUUUUAUCGAAGAAAUCAAACUUCUGAGCAUAUCCAGUGGCAUACACAACGGUGUCAGGCCUUACAUCGCGGCCCGCCAUGCGCAAAGCAUCCUUUCGUUUAGACAUGGGGAAAACGGCGCGACCAUUUGAUAGGAAAUGUGAAGGGAAUGGAGCAAGAUCGACAGUGAAGUCUG